CCCCUCCCUUUCCCGGCCCCGGCCCCGGCCCAUUCGCUGCGCGCUCUCCGGCUAGGGAGGAUGUUGGGCUCUUCGCUCCCCAGCGCCCUGGCCCUCUCGCUCUUGCUGGUCUCUGGCUCGCUCCUCCCAGGGCCAGGCGCUGCUCAGAACGAGCCAAGAAUUGUCACCAGUGAAGAGGUCAUUAUUCGAGAACCCCUCCUUCCUGUUACCCUGCAGUGUAACCUCACCUCCAGCUCUCACACCCUUAUGCACAGCUACUGGACAAAGAAUGGAGUAGAACUCACUGCCACACGUAAGAAUGUCAGCAACAUGGAAUACAGGAUCAAUAAGCCAAGAGCUGAGGAUUCAGGCGAAUACCACUGUGUGUAUCACUUUGUCAGCGCUCCUAAAGCCAAUGCCACCAUUGAAGUGAAAGCUGCUCCUGACAUCACUGGCCAUAAACGGAGUGAAAAUAAAAAUGAAGGGCAGGAUGCCAUGAUGUACUGCAAGUCAGUUGGCUACCCCCACCCAGAAUGGAUAUGGCGCAAGAAGGAGAAUGGUGUGUUCAUGGACAUUUCCAAUAGCUCUGGUCGCUUCUUCAUCAUCAACAAGGAGAAUUACACUGAAUUGAAUAUUAUGAAUCUCCAGAUCACAGAAGAUCCCGGCGAGUAUGAAUGUAAUGCCACCAACUCCAUUGGCUCUGCCUCCGUUUUCACCGUCCUCAGGGUACGGAGCCACCUUGCCCCACUUUGGCCUUUCUUGGGAAUUCUGGCUGAAAUCAUCAUCCUUGUGGUGAUCAUUGUUGUGUAUGAGAAGAGGAAGAGGCCAGAUGAGGUUCCUGAUGAUGAUGAACCAGCCGGGCCAAUGAAAACCAACUCUACCAACAAUCACAAAGAUAAAAACUUGCGCCAGAGAAACACAAAUUAAGUACUACUUAUAAUCUCUUUAGGUUUCUGAAAACGGUGGCAACAUGACCUGCUAAAUUUUCUGCUUGGACCUCUUUGGUCUCUCCCUUUCAAGUGAGCAACACCACAAUGACCGUCUAAAGCAUGCCUUAUUUAGCCUCUCCUAUAAGGGUGACCUAGCCAGGUACAUUUUAAACAAUGCUUCAGUGUAGAAGGUGUAAACUAUUUUGGGCUUGAUGUGCUGUGAAUGUUGCUUUUCCUCCCUUUGUUAAAAUAUUUAAAUAGAAGUGGAAAGGUCCUCUGAGGAUCAUGCAUGCGCCAUUUUUUACUUAUGCAGCUGUUAAAUUGGCAAAGCUCUUAAAUGCACUGCUGCCAUCUAGUGAUCAUUUUGUAAAGUACAGCAAAACCUACAGAUAUAUACAGUAUAUAAAUAUAUAUAUAUUUAUAUUUUUGGGGUGGGAAAAAUCCAAAAUAAAGUAAACGCUUGUUUCAUUUUUAAGCUGCUGAUACUCAUUCCUUAUUGUCUGUUGUCAGAUGAGGAAGCUGCAGUUCUGAUAAUAAAGAUGAGGGUGUAAACUUAAGUCUGUCACUCUAAGGGCUUACCCUAUAACUUUUAAGAACCUGGAACAGUCCACUGAACGGCUAUAAUGAACUGUAGUAUAUAUGUAUGAUUGCUUUCUAAGUGACUAUUUUUCUUUUGUCAAAUCAUGUAAAUUCUGAAAUCUUUUUGCACUGAUGUGUUGAACCUUAUUCUUGUACAUUCGAUCAAGGAAACUUUUAUAAUUUCCCUUUUGUUUUCAAUGACCCUGAAAUGUUAAUAGCAUGGUGAUAUUAUUCUAUGCAACUCUAGUUAUACUUUUUGGUUUGACACUAUUUUUCACAUUGAUUUAAUGAUUGAUGAUAGAUUUUAUAACCUGACUGGGUUCUCAUGCGGUACUAACUGUAGAUGCAUGUACUUGUGUUCUGUAUAAUUAUUGAAGUGCAAUGGUGUACAAAAAAAGUGGAUUCACCUGUUUUUAACAAUAAAACAUUGAUAAAAGGUG
Messenger RNA from Arvicola amphibius (Eurasian water vole), 1927 nucleotides. It is a transcript of the gene Nptn, whose product is annotated as neuroplastin. Lineage: Eukaryota; Metazoa; Chordata; Mammalia; Rodentia; Cricetidae. Bases 61 to 906 code for a protein of 281 amino acids. The record is from RefSeq and is a predicted model, not a curated record. The transcript is spliced from 8 exons.